CACGCCGGCCGCGCCUCCCCGGGCCGGCUCCCCAGCACCGCCGCGGCCCGGAGCGCGGGGCCAGGCUCCCAGGGCCUCGUGAUCUCCAGGGUGACGGUGACCUUGGGCAAGUGACGCCAGCUGGGCUUUAGUUUCUUCUCUGCACCGGGGGUUGGAGGGUCUUGCUAUGAUGAGCGCCUCUGGAGGAAAGAGACAGGAAGCUGCAGGGCCCAGGGGUAGACGGGCUUCCAGACCCAGCGAACAGAACCGAGAUGUGCAACUGUCCAAGGCUCUGUCCUACGUCCUGCGCCAUGGAGCCUUGAAGCUGGGGCUUCCCAUGGGGGCUGAUGGCUUUGUGCCCCUGGACCACCUCCUGCAGCUACCUCAGUUCCAUAGCUUCUCAGCUGAGGACAUAAAGCGUGUGGUGGAGACCAAUGGGAAGCAGCGAUUUGCCUUGCAGCAGGGAGAUCCCAGCCUUGGCCUCCUCAUCCGGGCCAAUCAGGGUCACUCUCUGCAGGUACCUGAGUUGGAGCUGAUGCCCCUGGAAACACCUCAGGCACUGCCCCUGAUGCUAGUCCAUGGUACAUUCUGGAAGCACUGGCCAUCUAUCUUGCUCAAGGGCUUGUCAUGUCAAGGAAGGACACACAUCCACUUGGCCUCAGGACUGCCUGGUGAUCCUGGUGUCAUCAGUGGCUUGCGCCCCAACUGUGAAGUGGCUGUGUUCAUCAAUGGACCUCUGGCCCUGGCAGAUGGAAUCCCCUUCUUCCGCUCUGCCAAUGGAGUGAUCCUGACCCCAGGGAAUGCUGAUGGCUUCCUGCUCCCCAAGUACUUCAAGGAGGCCCUGCAGCUGCGCCCCACCCGAAAGCGUCUCUCCUUGGUCAAUGAUAAGGAGACAGAAUACCAGAGUGGCCCUAGCACAGCCCCUGAGGAAGAAAGAUGAUCCAACAAUAAAAUAUUUAUUAUUAAAAAA
Molecule: messenger RNA, 949 nt
Organism: Dipodomys ordii (Ord's kangaroo rat)
Lineage: Eukaryota; Metazoa; Chordata; Mammalia; Rodentia; Heteromyidae
Gene: Trpt1
Product: tRNA phosphotransferase 1
Exons: 8
Coding region: 167-919 (250 amino acids)
Biological process (GO): tRNA splicing, via endonucleolytic cleavage and ligation
Molecular function (GO): tRNA 2'-phosphotransferase activity
Source: RefSeq, a predicted model, not a curated record